This is a messenger RNA of Aspergillus bombycis, 1509 nucleotides long. RefSeq names its product vitamin H transporter. Gene Ontology annotation, cellular component: membrane. Bases 1 to 1509 code for a protein of 502 amino acids. Gene Ontology annotation, biological process: transmembrane transport. Gene Ontology annotation, molecular function: transmembrane transporter activity. The record is from RefSeq and is a predicted model, not a curated record. The transcript is spliced from 11 exons. NCBI's taxonomy places the organism in Eukaryota, Fungi, Ascomycota, Eurotiomycetes, Eurotiales, Aspergillaceae.
AUGGCGACGACCAAAAACAGUGUGGUUAUUGAACAACGCCCUUCGAAUGAUGAGAGUCCACGCGAUGCAGAAAGCCAAGUAUGGGAAAACUCAAUUUUAUCAAAACUCUGUACUGACAGAGAGCGUCUGGUGGUUCUUAAAAUUGAUUUCCUGCUGUUGACAUGGGCAUUUGUUUCUGGUUUGACCAAGGACAUGGACCAGUCUGCAACUACCCAGGCAUAUGUUUCAGGGAUGAAGGAGUCCCUCGGUCUUUAUGGCAAUGAACUCGUGGAAUUCACAACCUUCUUUUCUAUCGGAUACGCUAUAGCAAUCGUGCCGUCGCAGCUGACGCAAACGAAGAUUAGGCCAUCUAUAUGGCUGCCAACCUGCGAAAUUAUUUGGGGUGCAUUAAAUCUGGCUACAUUUGCCGCAAAGAAUGCAAAAACAGUAUAUGCAUUGAGAUUCUUUUUGGGGGUUUUCGAGUCCACCUCUUGGCCGGGCCUUGCCAGUCUACUCUUCAACUGGUAUACUCCCCAGGAGCUGGGAACACGCCUGGCAAUCUUCGGUGUCAGUGGCACGGCAGGCAAUAUGUUCCUUGGGAUUUUACAGGCAGCCUUAUACAAGAACCUAGAUGGCGCAGGCGGACUACAAGGAUGGCAAUGGCUGUUCAUAGUCACGGGUUGUAUAACGAUGGCAUGGGGCAUGCUUGGCCUGUUCAUUAUCCCCGAUUCUCCCAGUAUCACCCGGGCGUUGUGGUUAACAAAGCGCGAACGCAUAAUUGCUGUAGACCGCAUGGCGAGCCAUGGGAUUAAGACGAAUGAGCUUGUCAAUCGGCAAGUUGUUCUGGAGAAGAUUCGUGCUCUCCUGAAAACCCCAUUGAGCUGGCUCUAUAUAGCUGCAUAUCUUCAAUAUGCAUGGAGUCAGAGGUGCAACUCAUAUUUCUUGCUAUACCUUAAGGGCCUAAAAAAUGAUAAUGGUGAACAGCUAUAUAGCACGUACACUGUCAACCUCAUCCCCUUGGGCGGAUACGCAAUCUCAAUCGUCACCAAUGUCGGUCUCAAUUAUCUGAGUGACAAGAAGCAAUGGCGAUGGCAAGUGGCCGUCUCUACAGCGCUGCUGCAAGUCCUCUGCUGUUCUGUCUUAUCUGCCUGGCCCGACUCCACGCCGACAGUCAUGGCCUUCUACUUCAUGACCUUUGCUACCAGUGGGUGGGGGUAUGCACUACUAGCUUGGAUUGGCGAGAUCCUUCGCAAAGAGCCCGAAGUCCGAUCAAUCCUCGUAGCCCUAACUGUUACGCUUGUGUACGUUGGCCAUGCGACAAUUCCACUUCGUAUUUGGAGAACGUCAGAUAGUCCGCGGUAUCCUAUUGGAUUCCCGUUGUCGGCUGCUUGGGCAGCCGGAAGUAUUGUUUCAAUGCUGGGAAUUGAAUUUUACAUCAGGAGGCACCCGCAAAUUCUGGAGAAUGGGCUUAGUGGGGCUCCACUGGAAGAGGAUGGGAGAUCAGCUAGGGAUAUCUUAAAGGACACAUGA